AUGAUGAAUCCCAACAUUCUCCCUGCAGAAUCAUGGGUAACACAUGCUGCAUACUUUGUAGCAACAGAUGGAAACGUUUUCAAGACAAAUCUAAUGACCAAGGACAAAAUAGGGAUUAAAUUCUUCCCAUACUGCAUAGUUUGGACCAAGGUUAUUGGUAGUAAUUUGCCAAACAAAUAUAUUGUAGUAGGAAUGGAUGUCUACUCAGCAGCAAUUAAACUCCAAAUUCUCCCCACAGGAAUCAAAUUCAAAAGAGAAUUCAAACCCUAUUCUGGGAUACUGAAACUGUACUCACUUUCUAAGGUUCAUGCUGGCUAUGAAGAGAUCAAGUCCAACCUUCUCAGACUAUGUCCAGAUAGCCAUGAGAAAUUCCACCACCCAAAACCUCUAUGGAAGAAUAAAGACUUCUUCGUUCAACUUCCUUUCAAGCUCAAUGAAGAUGUUAAUCCAACCAAGGCCACUCAUCCAGGGAUGAGUCCAUCAGAUUACGUAUUAGAUAGGGAAGAAUGCAAUCAACUGCUCAAACAAGGUCUGAUAGAACCUACCAAAUCAGAGUGGGCUUGCCAAGCAUUCUAUGUGGAAAAAAGAUCUGAAAAGUUGAAGGGAAAAAAGAGGCUAAUAAUUGAUUACAAACCUCUAAACCAUUUUCUCAAAGAUGAUAAAUUUCCCAUUCCAAAAGCCUCGUCCUUAAAUGUUUUCAUUAAAGAUGCCCAUAUCUAUUCAAAGUUUGACCUUAAGUCAGGAUUUUGGCAAUUGGGGAUCGACCAUGGAGAUCGCUAUAAAACGGCGUUCUGCAUUCCUAACGCCCAAUACCAAUGGACAGUGUUACCGUUUGGGCUUAAGGUAGCCCCAUCACUCUUUCAAAAAGCCAUGACUAGAAUUUUUGAGCCCAUCCUCAACAGUACCCUCAUCUAUAUUGAUGAUGUGUUAUUGUUCUCAAAAGAUGAAAAAACCCAUAAAUAA
Molecule: messenger RNA, 963 nt
Organism: Lathyrus sativus (Indian pea)
Lineage: Eukaryota; Viridiplantae; Streptophyta; Magnoliopsida; Fabales; Fabaceae
Source: the annotation of a GenBank genome assembly